Molecule: messenger RNA, 2181 nt
Organism: Ruditapes philippinarum (Manila clam)
Lineage: Eukaryota; Metazoa; Mollusca; Bivalvia; Venerida; Veneridae
Exons: 5
Coding region: 219-1466 (415 amino acids)
Molecular function (GO): protein binding
Source: RefSeq, a predicted model, not a curated record
AAAUCAAAUAAAGACAUAAGGAGAUGAUGAAAUGUUUGAUUUUAACAUCCAAAAUGUUUCAGAUUAAAGUUGUGAUGUGGCAGGUUGUUUGCCUAUGCUCUUGCCAAACCAGCAAAAUAUUAUAACCAAGGUUUCAGGUAUUAUCGUUACGUCAAAUCAAAAACUUAAGAGAUUUUCACUUAACAACAGAGGAAUUUGUCUUAAAUGUGGUUGGAGAAAUGGAUGAUGGUCCUUAUGAUGCCGACAUGGCUGAUUCAAGUAUAUGGAAUGAUGCUGUUCAAUAUGAAAACACAAAAAAAGUCUCGGGAAAAAAAUCAGAAUGUGAUACUCAAAAAGAUGAAGAUUCCCAUUAUGAAACGCUGCAUUUAGAAGAUUUGGACAAACCUAAAAGAAAAACAGAAAUUCUGGACAAAAGUUUGAAGCGACUUAAAUGUGUAAUUUAUAUCUUGAUAGUGUUAAUAAUUGUUCUUUACGUUACUCUCAUCUCUAUGAUAAUGAUCAUGUUUCUGCCCAAGGAUACAGUCGAUGGUCAAUGGGCAAAUUGGUCAAGCUGGACCUCGUGUGACGUAACGUGUGGUAAUGGAACAUAUCUACGGACAAGGGCAUGUUUAAAUCCAGAACAUAAGAAUAACGGAAGUGAUUGUGUCGGAGAAAGCUUGCAGAGCAGCGAUUGCUUGAAAGAGAGUUGCCCAGUCGAUGGCAGAUGGACACAGUGGUCAAGUUGGACAUCAUGUGACGUGACGUGUGGUAGGGGAAGUCAACUACGGACAAGAAGGUGUUCGAAUCCAGCGCCCGAGCACAAAGGAAAAGAUUGUAUUGGAGAAAGUUUACAAAGUAGUCAAAGCUCAAGAGGAAACUGUACAGUUAAUGGCCGAUGGACACAAUGGUCAAGUUGGACAUCAUGUGACGUGACGUGUGGUAUGGGAAGUCAACUACGAACAAGAAGAUGUUUGAAUCCAUUGCCCGAGCAUAAAGGAAACGAUUGUAUUGGUGAAAGUUUACAAAGUAGUCAAUGCUCAAGAGGAAACUGUACAGCGUUCAAGUCUGCCUUUUCUGUGAAAGGUCCACAUACCUUCAAUCAGAUAGAUGGAAUAGACGGGAUUGGCUAUCUUAACUUUACUAGUACCAUUUACCAGUACGGAAAUGACUUUACUAUCUCAAAUGGAACAUAUAGGUGUAGCAUACCUGGCGUGUACCACUUUUCUACAACACUGGUGAAGAGAAAUGCAUCCCGAAUUCAUAUGGUUUACUGUAGACUAUUCAAGAAUGAUAAGCCAUUGAUUCAGAUUAGUCUGAAUCCAUCUGACGAGCAUAUACACGAGGGAAAUGCUGCGGUAUCCCAGUCUGUUAUCAUUGACCUUGAUAUUGGUGACACAGUGUAUAUUGGUAAAUGCAUAGGCCAACCUAAGGAUUACUUGGAAGAAUGGUCUUCUUUUACCGGAUUUCUGCUAUUUCAUAAUAAUUAAAUUCGAUUUAGCUUUGCAAUUAUCGAAUUGUUUAUCAUGUACAAUAGCGUAAAUAUGUCAACAUUAAUUUUCACUUUUUUAUUUGCUUUCUGUGUCGAAAAUAGCUAUUAUGUUUUGUUUCAAACAUUUAAAUUAAACCUAAUGAAAAAGAAACGAUCAUCUGCAGAUUAAGAUAUGUAUUACUAAUCAGUUACAAUUUUUGUGCUAAAUUAUAUUCAUUUAUCAAAAUGUUUUAUACACAGGUUUAAUUUAUUUGCUAUGAAUGUGUACGAUAUACUCGUUACUUCUCCAAUUCAUUUGCUUAGCGAUUUAACUAAGUUAUGGUUUACGCCUAUGGUAUAUUAAGCAAUAGAUUUUACGAAAGCGCCACUUGUUAAUUUUGUGUGUCGAUAAGUUGUGUUUUUGUUAUGACAGUAGCUUAACCAGUUGCUUGUUUGCUUGUUUUAAUUUCCUUGAAUUAAAUUUCCUUCACUUUUUUGACACGUGUGUCAAAUUUUGAUCACUUGUUUCAAUCAGCUUAUUUCAGUUGAUCAUAAUGGAAGAAAUACAUCAAUUCAAUACCAUUCGCCUGAUUUGAUUUACUAAGACAGUCUGUCUGAUCAGCAAGCAGAUAUUCAAACCUUUCCGCAAGGCGUUUCUAAUAUAUUUUUACACUGACUAUUAUAUUUAUGUGCAUUGUGCGCUAUGUCUAUUUUGAUUAAACUAUUACCCUGUU